Molecule: messenger RNA, 2503 nt
Organism: Papilio machaon (common yellow swallowtail)
Lineage: Eukaryota; Metazoa; Arthropoda; Insecta; Lepidoptera; Papilionidae
Product: probable GPI-anchored adhesin-like protein PGA55
Exons: 4
Coding region: 275-2503 (742 amino acids)
Source: RefSeq, a predicted model, not a curated record
CCGGCGUCAGUUGGCGCGCGAUAGCUGUUGUGAAUGGUCGCGUAUUUUGUUUUGAGGUUAUAAAACUUGUUCCGCGUAAAUCACGCCCUAUUUUCAAAAAAGUGGUGUUACAACUUUUUAGUGUCGUUAAUAACUGUGUGCUAUCCAGUGUACGUGAUUAUUUUACUAUUAUAAUUCACCAGCGGGGUCCAAGAAGCCGGAUUUAAAGGACAAAAGGCGCAGCCAUGUUAAUUACAGCAGUGUUGGAGCUUUUAUAAAACCUAAAAAGAAUACAAUGGAAUCUCCAGUGAGAAUAUGCAUUGGUGCAGCAAUAGUUGUAAAUCUACUUUUAAUAUGCACAUUAGUGAAUGGCGGACCUCUGUCACAUGAAGCGAGUUCAACGACCAUUAAAGAUGAAAAAACAACAAAAUAUAGUCGAAUGAACAGCACGUGGACGACAAAGAAUCAACCCAAAACACCUGACGUAGCACUGAAUGAAUUACAUCCUAAAGAAUCCACAUCGGAAGAACAUACAGAAAAGAAUGCAAAAUAUAAAGACAGAGGAAGAGUUAAAUUCCAAUCUCAUUUAAAAUCUACCUCAGAAAGUCCGUUAAGAAGGAUAAAAUCAUCCACUGAACCAACAAAAUAUGUUUCAUCAACGACUGAAGCAAUGAAAUCAGCCAAAAUUGCUAACGGCAUAGGAAAACCUAGAGAUAAGAAAUCACCAGAAGUAUCAAGUUCUACUACUACCAGUACAACCUCAGAGGAGGAGGAGAUAACAGAAAGCGACGACAUGCAGGAAAUGAAUGAUUCCCAAUUAGCUGAGGCUGACGAAGAUAAUAUUUUCGAUAGGUACACUUCUAGCAAAUUCCAAGAUAGUUUCAAUCUCCCCGGUUACAACGACGAUGAUAGUUAUAAAGACAAAAUGUAUAGUCAAACAAAGCAUGAAUUUAGUAACUUUGAUAAAGUAUUAAAACAUUUUUCAAAAAAUAUGUUCGACUCCAGCGAAAACGAUAAUGUUCAUGGAGACCCAUACAACUCGCACAGCUACUUCGACUUCGAAGCUGAUCUUACUACUCCCAGAAAUGAUUAUUUCGAUCAAAAGUAUGCCGAUAUAUCGUCUAGUAUUAUGAAUAAUCUAGCUUCUGUCAAAACCAAGUCUCCGGAAAUGAAUAGUACCACUCCCCAAGACAUUAUAACAGAGAAUAUUGGAUUUGAGAAAUUAAGUAAUGGGUCACCGAACAACAAAUCAAUGAUGAUAAUUAAAAAUACCAAAGAAAUACGUCGAUUGGACAACGAUCAGGCCGGUACGGCCAACAGAGAGUUAUCUGAUAUUCAUGGUACAAGUAUUUAUUACGAAAUGUCUGUACUGUCAACGGAAACUUACAAUAUAAACCAUUCUGAUGAUUAUGAUUGUGAUAACGAUACUUUGCCUGCAGAAACUACUAUGAGCACUUCCUUGCAAGAAGAAGACGAGUCAUUGACAGCUGCACAACCUGUUAUGGCUACAGCGUCCUCUAUGCCGGUCACAAUAACUGCAAUUCCUGCAAUAGUGUUACCAAACGUCAUUCCGAAUUCAUUAAACACAAUAAUACCAAUACAAGAUUCGAACAUUCCAAUUUCUUCUCAAAACUAUGUCAGUAAUACAGAAAGAACAGUCAAAGUGAGUCCUAGAAACCGUAAUUAUUCGAAACGCCUUAAUUUAACAGGAAACAAAGUUUCUCCUAAUAGCGUAACUCCUCAAACUAUUCCAACUAUGAAUUCAGGUUGGAGACCGGUGACUCAUAAAUUUUACUUUACGACACCAAAAAUUAAACCCAUUUGGAUAGCUCCACGACGAAACAUUAGUAAAGUAUAUAAAACAUCUUAUCCAACAACGAUUUACGCAGAACAUUUUAAUAUUAAAGACAAGUAUUCAACCACACCUCGUCCAAUGACACCACAAAAAACAAUUUUGACAACUUUACCUUCAGAUAUAGAUCCGGUAUUACAAAGUGAUGUUAGUGGUGUCGAGAAAUUUGUUCAGUCUCAAAUAAUAACUGAUAAUACCAUACCUACAUUAUCGAAAAGAGGUUCUAUGAAGUUUACUACAUCGGUACCAUUAACUGCAAAUAACACUGAACAUAAAGAUCCAACCAAUAUUAUUGGAACCAGUAAAGAGGCCGCAAGCAAUUCUAUAACACUUACAAAUUCAAGUAAAGAAAUUGAAACUGUAGACGAAGCCGGUACUACAGCUAGUAUUAGUUCUGCAAGUCAAACUCAAUUCGUAAAUAAAAUUAGCAGUACGGAUGAAAAUACACCGAGCAAAAUUAGUACAGUAAAAACUAUAACUCCGAAUUUAAGUGUUUCACUUGAUGAAUCAAGCACUAUAGAUAAAACAGGAGAAAUGGAUUCAAUUGAUCCUCUAAUUGCAACCACAAAUUCAGAAAGUGAUAGUACAGAAGAAAAAGAUUAUCUUAGUCAAACCGGAACAAUAGGUAAUUCUAGUGCGACAUCAAAUGAAUCUGUUCAACCGAGUCUGUAG